GCAUGCUAGCUGCACCCUAGCUACAUCUCCACCCCCUGCUACCUUCACUCUUCAUGGAUCCAAUUUCACUUCUCACUCAACAUACUCCUCAAAUCAUUGCUUUGGUAUUCUUUUCCAUUCUUUUGUUUCCCUCGUUUCUGUUCCUCUGAGGGGUCUUUGAUUCGUGUACGUCCUUCCUCUUGGGAUUGCAGGCAAAGCCAGAAGCUUGUGAUCUCGCACUCAUCAAGCUGUUACUAGUCGAGGAGAAUUUCGUGCACGAGAGCCGAGAGCCAAGAAUUUUGGGGGCGUGGGCGUCGUCGACCUAUAGACGAUGGCGGCGUACUACAACGGCGGCGCCAGCACGGACAUCCAGGCCAGCACCGAUGGCCUGCAGACGCUGUAUCUCAUGAACCCGAGCUACGCCGGGUACGCUGACGACGGUGGAGGCGCAUCCACGCCGGGGGCGACCAGCAUGAUGCUCCUCAACUCGGCCGUGACCACCAUGACGCCGGCGUCCUUCGCACACCACCACCAGCAGCAGUCGCCGCCGUCGUCGGCCGCGCAGCGCGCAACACUUCGUCGGCAUCCCACUCCAGGUCCAGGCGCCGCCGCCGUCGGGCUAUUGGCGUGUCGGCCACGUCGCAGGGGCAGGUGCUGCUGAGCUCCAAGUACCUCAAGGCCGCGCAGGAGCUGCUCGACGAGGUGGUGAGCGUCAGCAAGGUCGUGGUGGACGACGCCAGCAAGACGGCCGUCGCCGCGGCCAAGAGCCUGGCGGCGGCGAAGAAGGAGGAGGACUGCGAGGGCAUUUCCACCGAGGACGGUGCCGGCACAAAGAGCGGCAGUGGCAGCGGCGCGGCGGAGUUGUCCACGGCGGAGCGGCAGGAGCUGCAGACGAAGAAGAGCAAUGCAAGCUUAUCAAUAUGCUUGACGAGGUCCGUCCGUAAUCACUGUUCUCGUUCACUAGUUUAUUUUUCAACUAAAAUAUGAUCAAUAAUAAAGGACGGAGGAGAAAGUAUUACUUAUACUAGGAUUAAUUUCAAAAAUAUAUAUUUUUUAUCUAAAAAGAAACUUUUUAGAGUUGCUGUUGAUGAGGCCUUGAGAGCUUUUAAAUUUUCAUGAAAGUUUUUGGUUAUUUCCUCAGAAUUUGGUAGCGAGAGAUAUUUUGUGAUGUUUUUUUUUGGCUGUUUGCUUGCCUCUACACAGUCUAAGGCAGCAUUAAUGUUAUUAGAAGGCUACAGCUAGGAACCAUUUGCCUUUCUGUUAUCCUUGUUAUGCUGUUUCUUUUUCUGAAAGAUGAGUGGUGACACAAGUUGUUGGAACAGUGCACAGCUUUAAAGUUUAAUCUGAUGGAUACAUAUCACUGUAUCAGACUUUUUCCCACUUUAAAUCCUUCUCUUAAUCAACCAUGCAAGCUACAUCGACUUAAUGUGUAGUGCCGAUACCAAUUAUUGUUCCCCUACUUAAUUCUGUGAUUCUUAAUUAUUAGUAUACCUUAUUGUUUGGUUCACAUAUUUGUAACAUGCAUGAACGGUAACUAAUAACAUUAAACCAUGUUUGUUUAAGUUCAAUCGUAAUCAGAUAGCACACUAAAAACCGAUAUAUUGUUCUAUUCAAACUUAUUACCGCCGGUAAUCAAGUAUGAAUAUUACUGUUAUUAUUUAUGUUAUAUUUCGUGAACCAAACUAUAUCUUAGUUUCUACUUCUUUUCUUUUGAAAUGUCUUAAUUUCAUUUUUAAUCUAGGCGUCUGGGGUAACAACUAAGAGGUUCGGUUCUGAUGGUAAAAUGAAGGAAAUAUAUUUAUAACAAUAUAAACCAAGAUAAAAGUGCAAUAGAGAAGUUAUAUAUUUGAGCAUAUCUAAGGAGUGUUUAAAUGCACUAGAGCUAAUAGUUAGUGGUUAAAAUUAGCUAGAAAUAUCCAAACGACUAGAUUAAAAAUGAUUUAAUAGUCAGCUAGUUAUUUGUGAACUAGCUAAUUCUACUAACAAUUUUUUAGCCAACUAACUAUUAGCUCUAGUACAUUUAAACACCCCUAACUAACAUAAUAAGUGGAAAUGAAAACCAUAUCCUCUAGUAUCAUCUACAGUGAAUUAUAUGGCAAGUGGAGGUCUUUCAGCUUGAUUGCGCAAACAAACUAAAUCCAGCAACUUGCAUUCUUUUGGUUACUUUGUCCAUGACAGUACAAACAAGCUUUCAACUCGUUGCUUCGUCAAAUGUGUGUCCAUUUUUUGUCUGCGAGUGCAAGCCGGCUCCAUGCAUGAGUGUAUAGUGUACUGCGAGUCUGCGAGCUGAACGCGAAUGGUACCAUAUAACGAAUUUUAUUAUUUUCCUAUCUCUACUACUACUUAUGUUAGUAGUGUAGGCGUUCACAGGCCCGUGUUCUGCCUCCUGCGCGUCCGCAUCUCCCGUCUCAGCAAUCCGCGCCUCCGCCGCCGCAAUCCACGCCAGCGAUUCCUUGCCUCCGCGCAAUGCCCGUCCAUACAUGGCUCCGCCGCAUUCCACGCCGCGCGAGCCCUCGCCUCCGUGGCAACGCACCGGCUCCCAUCGCACGCUCUUCCCACCGCGUGUCCGCGUCUACCGCACGCUCUCCCUCACCGCGCGGACAGCGAUGGAAGGUCGCCCCAAUCCCUGCACCCGCUCGCGCAGCUUGACCUCGCCGCCUCCCCCACCACGCGGGCGCCGAUGCGGGCGCCGAUGGAAGGUCGCCCCAAUCCCCGCACCCGCUCGUGCAGCUUCACCGACACGCAUCGGAGGGUAAUCAGCUUCUCGUCGACGGGACCGGGGGGCGAGGAGGCGGCGCGGCGCGAGACGCCGGAGGAGACGCGGAAGCGGCUGGAGGAAUUGGACGCGCUGCUGGAGGGGCUGGUCGAGCCCAAGAUGCGGCCGCCAACACCACCUCCUCCUCCGGCCAAUAUGCCGUUAACAAAACACCUUAGAGUCGCUAUUAUCGAUAGCAAUCCAGCGCUGGAGUCAAGAAGUUACCUGGGCAAAAACAGUAUACCCGAUUCUAGGGUCAGCACCGUUACCCCUGCAACCAUUUCCUUCUUCGAGGGUAUGAUUCUGAAUCAACUAUGUGCAUCGUCAUACUUAAUUUCAGUUGUAUUUCAACUGUCAAUGGUAUUUGGAUUUAUGUUUGAGCUUGUAUGUUCAGGUGUCAUAUCGUCUUCAAGGGAUGACUCCAAAUAUGGCUGCUUGCAUUGCUGUAGAGAGCAUAUCAAUUCUUGAGAAGCUCCAUUCUAAAGGGUUUGUGCAUGGUGAUGUGAAACCAGAGAAUUUUCUGCUUGGUCAGCCUGGAUCGCCUGAAUAUAAGAAGCUUUACCUUACAGAUCUUGGUUUAGGUAUGCAUUUGUCAAUUUUUUUAUCCAAGUGUUUACUAUUCCAUGCCACCUUUGUUUCUUUGAAACUUCAUAGAUUUUCUUAGUGUUAUUUUCCCAAUUAUCUCCCCCUUCUUUGUUGUUGUUGAUAUGUGGCACCCAAAAUUGUACAACAUCCAAGUGGAGAGAGAAUAAUGGUCAUCAUGUUGAUUAUGAUCAACGGCCUGAUAUCUUUAGGGGAACAAUUAGAUAUGCGAGUGUCCAUGCUCAUUUGGGGCGCACUGGUAGUAGGAGGGAUGAUUUAGAGUCACUGGCAUACACCCUUAUUUUCCUGAUAAGAGGAAGAUUACCUUGGCAAGGCUACCAGGGAGAUACCAAGAGUUUCCUUGUUUGCAAGAAGAAAAUGUCUACUUCUCUGGAGAUGCUUUGUUGUUAUUGUCCAGCUCCAUUCAAACAGUUUCUUGAGAUUGUCACAAAUAUGAAAUUUGACAAAGAGCCAAAUUAUGCCAAGCUUAUCUCUCUUUUUGAUGGUUUGAUUGAAGCACCUGCUUCGAGACAAAUCAGAAAUGAUGGGGCUCUCAAGGUUGGACAGAAACGUGGAAGACUGGUUGCAGAUCUAGAAGAAGAUGAACAACCUAAAAGGAAGGUUAGAUUAGGGAGCCCAGCGGCUCAAUGGAUUUCAGUUUAUAAUGCGAGGUGGCCCAUGAAGUAGAGGUACCAUUACAAUGUGGCUGACUCGAGGCUAAGCCAACAUAUAGAAAAGGGCAACGAUGAUGGGCUUUACAUUAGCAGCGUGGCUUCCUCGGCAAACCUUUGGGCACUCAUCAUGGACGCAGGAACCGGUUUCUGUUCUCAGGUUUAUGAGCUCUCACCAGUUUUCCUCCACAAGGACUGAAUAAUGGAGCAGUGGGAGAAAAGCUACUACAUAACAGCAAUUGCUGGAUCAUCCAACGGGAGCUCAUUGGUUGUCAUGUCCAAAGGAACUCCUUACACCCAGAAAUCAUACAAGGUUAGUCUAUGUUAGGCAAAGGGUAAUAUAUUUCCACUGCUCCGGACCUCCGCCUUCCCCAGCUCACACGUCAAGGAGAAAUGGGCCAAGAACCUCUACAUCGCUUCGAUCUGCUACGGGCGGACCGUGUGCUGAUGGCGCGCACGUGGGAAGUGGAGAGAGAAUAAUGGUCAUCAUGUUGAUUAUGAUCAACGGCCUGAUAUCUUUAGGGGAAUAAUUAGAUAUGCGAGUGUCCAUGCUCAUUUGGGGCGCACUGGUAGUAGGAGGGAUGAUUUAGAGUCACUGGCAUACACCCUUAUUUUCCUGAUAAGAGGAAGAUUACCUUAGCAAGGCUACCAGCUGGUGCUACCCAUCUUCAACGGUGCGGCAUACAUCUACGAGGCGCACGUCCGGCGCUACUUCAAGAUCGGCAGCUACGUGAGCCCCAGCUACAGCGAGCACCACCACCGGGUGCUGCAGAUGACGAGCCUCAACGCGCGCAGGUCCGUUGAGCGCUUCAUCGACACGCAUGGGCCCGACGCGCUCGACAGGAUCAUCCGAGCUGCUGAGCAGGAAGCCAAGAGGACCUAGCAGCUUAGCAUGCGCUGUACAGUUAUCGCUCGUGUGAAUUACUUUAUGUAGUGCAGACAUGGUACGUGUGCGUGUUUGUUUGAUACUCCAAUGACUUAACUCAAAGGUGUGGUCUUUGUAUCCAUUGGUAUUGAGCCAUUUGUCAAAGAGCGGUAUAUGAAACAAAUGCUUGGUGUU
Molecule: messenger RNA, 5047 nt
Organism: Zea mays
Lineage: Eukaryota; Viridiplantae; Streptophyta; Magnoliopsida; Poales; Poaceae
Exons: 14
Coding region: 2276-3202 (308 amino acids)
Source: RefSeq, a predicted model, not a curated record